Molecule: messenger RNA, 3438 nt
Organism: Osmerus eperlanus (European smelt)
Lineage: Eukaryota; Metazoa; Chordata; Actinopteri; Osmeriformes; Osmeridae
Product: SH2 domain-containing adapter protein F-like
Exons: 9
Coding region: 610-1968 (452 amino acids)
Molecular function (GO): phosphotyrosine residue binding
Source: RefSeq, a predicted model, not a curated record
UUUUAGUUACUUUUUUAAAACGAUUUUUUAUAAUUCAAAUUUGGCUGGGUGGUUAGGAACACAUUUUUCUGUGGUGGGACAAACUCAGAACACAUUUUAUUGUCACUUGCAAGGACUUUAAGCCGAGGAGUGAGGGAUGGGGGCUUGAGUUACACUAGAUUGCAAAACUUUAUGUCUGAAAUGGUCUUCCUUUCUUGUACUGCCUCUCCGGCACUUAGUGCUGUUAGCCAUAUGAAGCUCGAUUAUAAACUUUAGUCAGAUAUUUUACUGUACUUGGGGGCACACCUAAGGGGACGGAAAACGAAUCAUAGUACGGACGGGGCCAUUUUUUUCUUUCAUUAGAGCUAGGCUACAUUGUGCAAUAAACUAGCUAGUGCUACAACUAGCCAGCAGUGCAACCUAGCUAGCCAGUUAUCUGAGCGACACUGUUAUGCCUCCAUUGUUGUCUUGCAGACGAUAUCGAAAUUCAAUAAUUAGAUCGCCUUAACUUUUAAAGGUUGACACAUCUAAAAAAAAAAAACUAAUUGCGGGCUGACAUGAUUUGAAGAUUUUAAAAGUGACGACUCGUGGUGUGCAGUUAGAGUUAGCACAACAUUGUAGCUAACACCCAUGGCCAAGUGGCUGAAGGACUACCUAAACUUUGGCAGCAGGCGUGACCCCCCUCUGCCCCCCAGGCCAGACUACACGGAAAGUGAGAUCCAGCGGGCCUACAGAGCCCAGAAAGACCUAGACUUCGAAGACCCUUACCAGACCUCUGAGAAGGAGCCCCUUAAUGGCACCUGCAGUGGGACAUUGAGCCUGCCGGCUUUCCCAGCAUUUGGUUCCAUCUUGUCCAACGGCGUGGCGGUGAAGGUGGUGUCACCCAAACAUAGACUCAUCAAAGUGGACUCCCAGGAGUUUGGGCGCUGUAAAAUCCCCCUGAGCACUGUGACCAUCGAGGUUGAACCGGUCAUCCCUUCUGCCCCUGUGGUAGGAGACUCAGACACAGACUACUCUAACCCGUUCGACGCCCGUCCUGACCCGAGGGUGAGAGGAGACUGGGAGCCCAGACCCACACCAGCAGACUGCAGCAGCUACAUGGAACCUUUUGAAGCGCAGAGGGUCAUCACAGAGCCAGGGCCCUCUCAGGUAGAGCUAGAAGGAGGAACAAUUGUGGAAGCACAGAACGAAGGGAAAGAAAGUUACAGUGAGGAUGAGAGAUGCAUGGUGGAAGAAGACAGAAGUCAUAAAAAGGAUGUUGACCCAGACCUCCAGCAUGGCCCUAUGAGCACCAUACCCAUGGUAGGGAAUGGGGAUCAGCUGUAUGACAACCCCUAUGAGGAAAGGACCUGCUACUACCACCGUGGAGCACCACUGCCCCAGCAAGGGUCCGAGGGGCGGCUAGCCCCUGGUGACGAACGGGAAAGCAGGCUGCCUCAGGAUGAUGAAAGGCCUGCAGAUGAGUAUGACCUGCCCUGGGAGUGGAAGAAGGACAACAUCUCUAAAGCCCUUGCAGUGCAGUUUGAAGGGGCUGACCGAUUGCGAGGCCAGCCAGAGCAGGCUUGGCACUCCAGGACUAGCCCCACUGACACAGCGGGCACCUCCAGCCUUCGUAAACCAGGAGAUUCCCUCCCUAUCCUGGGAGAGAGAGUGGACCCGUCCUUGUCCCUGGAAAGACAAGUGUGGUACCAUGGGGCUGUGAGUCGUUCAGAAGCAGAGAUGCUGCUCACACUGUGUAAGGAGAGCUCCUACCUCGUCAGGAACAGCCAGACUUGCCGCAGCGACUACUCUCUCUCCCUCAGGAGCUGUAAGGGCUUCAUGCAUAUGAAGUUCACUCUGUCUGCAGAUGGCCGUUUUGUCCUUGGAGAGAAUAGCCCACCAUUCUCUACAAUACCAGAGGUCAUUCACUACUACACCACCCACAAACUGCCCAUCAGAGGUGCAGAGCACCUGUCUCUGCUCUACCCUGUCAUAGUUCAAACCCUCUGACACAGGCACACAUACACACACUUUCACUGCUACUAAAUAACACAAUGGCUCUCAUUUAUGAAACAACGUACGACAGAAAACAGGUAGUUCGGUCAUUCCAUCCAGGCAAAGCUCGGCAUUUAUCGAUUUGGAUGUGAGAGAAGGCUACGCAAACCUCACGUCAAGUUUCAACUCCUGCAUGCAAGUUUUCAGCAUGGAUUUGUGGUGCAGCCUAGUAAUCUGGCUGAGUUGGAGGAUUAUUUGACCAAAUAUUCUGACUGGCAUCUAAGCAUAUACAGCCAUCACUCAGACUUUUUUGCCAUAACCUACAUAUUUGUAUUUAGUAAAGGCCUGCGUCACCUAUAUGUCAUGUAUCCCUAACAUUAAUAGGAAUUUACUCAUUUGUUUGCAAUUAACUGGGUUAAUAGUGGCCUUUCUUAACAAAGUAGGCUCUGUAAAUGAAAAAUCAAUCGUACACAAAUUAACAGGGUUAAGAUCAAUUUCUCUUUCAUUUUGAGAUGGCUUACUGUGUUAGGCAGGGAUCUUUUUACUGAUAAUGAUUGGUUCAAUGGACUUCAGAAGAGUUUCCAUUUUGAAGUCUGAGAAAUUUCUCUUCAUGGAUGUAUUCUAGAUCUCCAUAUUGUAAACCCUGGAGGUGAGGCCUCUAAACCGAAAGAAUAAAGGGGUGUGCUAUUUCAAUUAAGAUUGUUUUCAGCCGCCACAAUGCUCCUAUCAUUCUUAUGUACGGCGAGAUACGAACGUCUCAUGAGUCAUGUGAACACUGCCGUGGGAUGAUUUAUGUUCACAAAUCUACGCUGGUUUCUACAUUAGAAUUACAUGAGGGCCAAUGAAUCCCUGACUGUUGCCCUUGCUGUCCUGUCAGACACUCUAUGCCAGUCUGUUUGAGAACAGCCCACCUCGAUCAAUCCCAACCGUAUCUAUCCAUGUUUAUGGACUAACAUUGUUACUUGUUGUCGUAUGUUUUUAUUUCAAUGGACACUAAGGAUAAUGGACACUCCAUAAGCUCCAGCACUCAUUGCCACAAAACUAGCAACACUAACCCAAGAUCAUAUGUAAAUCAGUUUGGAUGUGACUGAUUUACCUGAUGGUAUUAUUGUAUACUGUUGUUUGGAAACAGCGCCCCACCCCAUGUUAUCCUGUUUACUUGUUGUCCAUUGACUUCUUCCUUACCCCACAGUGGAGGCCUGUGAAUGUCUGUGCCAUAAAUACAUUGUGAAGUCUUCUCUACCAAGGAAGUCACAGAGUGUACUAAAUUUCAAAGCCACACCGAAAAGGUACCAUGUUCAGCAGGAGAGCUUUCUUAUAGGGCAGCCCAGAGAGCAGUGAGAUGUAUUGCAGUGUUCUAGAAAAGCCAAUUUCAUUGCUUUAUACUCAUAAUGAUAUAUGAAAAAGCAGAGGUAGAUUAUUUACUGUGCGGUUUCUAUAAAAUGCUGUUUUUGUAAUAUGCAAAUAAAAUGUGAUUUUUUGUUU